This is a messenger RNA of Hylaeus volcanicus, 2143 nucleotides long. RefSeq names its product ceramide synthase 6 (gene schlank). Gene Ontology annotation, biological process: ceramide biosynthetic process. The record is from RefSeq and is a predicted model, not a curated record. NCBI's taxonomy places the organism in Eukaryota, Metazoa, Arthropoda, Insecta, Hymenoptera, Colletidae. The transcript has 8 exons. Gene Ontology annotation, molecular function: DNA binding; sphingosine N-acyltransferase activity. Gene Ontology annotation, cellular component: membrane. Bases 166 to 1320 code for a protein of 384 amino acids.
UAAGCGAGUCAACGAAUAGUUAUUUACCGCAAACACAGGAUCGAACUGGUUGAACAAAAUUAAAAGUAACGAUUACAGUAAGAAUCGAACGACGUAUUCGUGUGCAUAGGGCGCAGUAGUGGCGGCGUCAGAAUCUCAGAAAUUAAUGAACUCGUAACAAGUCUAAUGGGCACGUCUGAUUGCAGGACGACGAUGAAUAUAAUAAAGAACAUCUCGUCGGCUUUCUGGUCGACGGAUGUUUGGUUACCGCCUAACAUAACAUGGGACGACAUCAAACCAAAUUCCGAAAACAAAUACGCCGAUUAUCAGCAUUUAAUUUACCCCAUACCCAUGGCGCUUAUCCUUUUGAUAAUCAGAUACGGUUUCGAGAGGUAUUGUUUCGCACCAUUCGGAAAGUCUCUUGGCAUAAAAAAUACGAGGUCAAAGAAGGCGCCGUCAAAUGAUGUACUAGAGAAAGCCUAUGUCAGUAGGAAAAUUAAGCAUAAGCAGAUCCUGGGAUUGGCUAAACAAUUAGAUUGGUCCGAACGACAAGUAGAGAGAUGGAUGCGAUUAAGACGUGCACAGGACAAGCCAUCCACGCUUACAAAAUUCUGCGAAAACAGCUGGAGAUGUUUGUAUUAUACAUACUCGUUUCUUUACGGCCUGAUUAUAUUGUGGAAUAAGCCAUGGCUGUGGGAUAUUAACCAUUGUUACUAUAACUAUCCGUACCAUCCAGUUUCGGCUGACGUAUGGUGGUAUUAUAUGAUAUCUAUGACCUUCUACUGGUCCCUAAGUUUCUCGCAAUUUUUCGACGUGAAAAGAAAAGAUUUCUGGCAAAUGUUCAUCCACCAUAUAGCUACUAUCAUGUUGAUGUGCUUUUCGUGGAUUGGAAAUCUGACCAGAAUUGGUACAUUAGUAUUAUUAGUGCACGAUUGUGCAGAUAUAUUUCUAGAAGCUGCGAAGAUGGCAAAGUAUGCUAAUUACCAAAAGUGCUGCGAUUGUAUAUUUGUUAUUUUUACAAUACUAUGGAUUGCCACACGUAUCGGUGUCUUUCCAUUUUGGAUAAUUUACAGUACAUCGAUAAAGGCUCCUAAGAUAGUACCAAUGUUCCCAGCAUAUUAUAUUUUCAAUUCUUUAUUAAUUUUAUUACUAUUCCUACAUAUGAUCUGGACGUAUUUAAUUCUUAAAAUUGCGUACAAUGCUUUUUAUGCUGGUCAAAUGGAGGGUGACAUUCGUAGCAGUAGCAGCGAAGAUAUUUCCGAUGCCUGCGUCGAUAGUACUUCUUUAAAUAACUCUACAAAUUAUGUUCACAAACAAAACAAGCGACUGAAAGUUCAGUAACAAAUAACUUUUUGAACUAGUUACGGUAAGAGUAAUAAGGCAAAAAUCCAAAUAUUUAGCCAGGCGCUAAUUUAUUUCAGCAAACCUAGCGAACUUGCAUUUAUCGUAGUAUCGUAAUUUAAAAUCUUAACUUAACUUUGAUAAAGUUACGAGCAGGCUACAGGCCUGGAACUACUUGAAUUUACUUUCUCUUUGUCAUUAUUAAUACUUUCCAAAACGUUUUAGCGCUUUUAUACGGUACAUGGGAGUCGACAAUUUUCGCGUACACAAAAUGUUAAUUCAAUACUCCUAGUAUUAUUAAGUAUGAAAAAAAGAAACAAACGAACAUUGAGAACUGUAAAUUACUCUUGUUAAUUGUAUCAUUUAUUUAUAUAUGUAUUUUAUUUAAAAGCUUAGAGAAUUAUUUUUUUUACGUGAAUCCUAAUUAUUUAAUUAAACAAACAAUGGACCAAAGUUGGAAAAUGUUUAAUGUCUGUACUUUUCAGCCUUAUCGAGGUUUAAGUAAUUGAUUAUGUUUAAAAAUGGUUAAUUAUUAUCUUAUACUAUAUAAAUGUCGAACGAUGUCUUAAAACUUGUGAGUAAGAAAACUAACUAUAGUAUUUCCGAUGAGUUUUAAUAUUAUUUUUUUUUCUUUUUUUAAUUAAUUUACCUAUUACACAGCUUUCUAAGAAUAUUUCAUUCACUUAAUUUAUGUAACGUUAAAAUAGAGUUCCUUACAUUCAAAUAAAUGUACUUUACACUUUACGCUAGGGAGUGUAUAUGAAAAUUUAGAAUACAAAAGGUAAAUCUUCAAUAUAAUACAAAUAAAAAUAAUUGGAACAUG